UGCUGUACAUCUGCCGUAGCAACCAGUGUUUUUCCUUAGUUUAAAAGCAUUUUUACCGAUAUUACAGACAGUUUGAUGCAUGGUAAGUUUGCAGUUAUACAAUUGUCAGAGAAAGGUAACGUUAAGUGAAAUUGUAAAUAAUGUUAGAAACGCGUUCGGCCGUUUAUAAAAUGAUAGAGGUGGCGCGUGAAGAGAGACAGAUUAAUAACUGGCCACCACCAUUUUCCUCAGAAAUUACAUUAUACCAGGAAAGAAAUUUUCAUACAGUUGUUAGACGUUCGUGCAUGAGGAAAUGUUUAACAUUAAAGAUUUCCAAGGCAAUUGUAAUUGGAGAUGUUUCCGUUGGAAAAUCAUGUUUAAUAAAUAGAUUUUGUCACAAAAUAUUUGAUAACAAUUAUAAAGCAACGAUUGGCGUGGAUUUCGAGGUAGAAAGAUUUGAUAUUCUUGGUAUACCAUUUCACUUACAAAUAUGGGACACAGCUGGUCAAGAAAGAUUUAAAUCCAUAGCUGCAUCUUAUUACAGAGGCGCAAACGUGAUUAUGAUCGUGUUUGACUUGGCUAACUUGGUAUCUUUGGGACACUGUCAACAAUGGUUCAAUGAAGCUGCUCAAUGCAAUACAGAACCGUAUUAUGUAUUUUUGAUAGGCACGAAACGAGAUUUAUUGUCCAAUCAAGUAUACGAAAUAAUUGAAAAACGAGCAGCAGAAAUGGCGCGAAAAUUAAAUGCCGAAUUCUGGGCGGUUUCCGCAAGAACAGGAGAUGGAGUAUCAGAAUUAUUCGCAAGAGCAGCUGUAUUGUCCUUUCAAAGUAUGGUUUUAAAUGAAUGUGAAAGUAUGAAACCGGAAUCAAUUAACAUUGGUUCAGAUCUAAUAACAUUAAAUCCUGAUAAAGAAAGAACUAAAAGAAAGAGCAGGAGAAAUAGAUGCUUCGAUUGCACGAAUUUAGUGAUUGAAUAUUAAGCAAGCAGAAAUUUUAAUUUUGGCUCCACUUCAUCUUAGGGGACCAAAAAUUGUUGGUUAAAAAAUAUUAAAUCUUAUAGUUUUCGACCUAAAACAUUCGAAAAUGCAAGUUAAAAGUUAAGGAAAUCACUUGUUUAAAAAAUACGAUUAUGUGAAAAAAGUGUAUUUAGCGUACUUUGACAGGUUAGUACGACGCCAUAUUGCUUCUACCCAUCUUCUGAUUGGUUCGCAUAUCUCGGCUUGGUUAGGCUAGAUCAAAAUUUAUAUGUUUUUAAAUAAGGUAACCGGAAGUUACAGUCAUUUCAGCGAACUAAUCAGAAAAUGCGUAGAAACAAUAUGGCGUCGUACUAACCUGUCAAAGUCCGAUAAAUACCCUUUUUUCACAUAAUCGUAUUUUUUAAACAAGUGAUUUCCUAAACUUUUAACUUGCAUUUUCGAAUGUUUCAGAUCGAAAACUAUAAGAUUUGAUAUUUCUUAACCAAAAAUUUUUAUCCCCUAAAACGAAGUUUGACCUUAAUUUUAAACAAGUAUAAAAUAUUUAUGGUAACUGAUAUAUAUAUAUAUGAAAUAAUGCUUAUAAUUGUACAUAGCAAAUAUAAAAUGAAAAAGUCAAUUUCAGUAAUGCUAACACAAUUUAAAUAAACCGCGCACAAUAUAAUCUUCCGGUUAGGUGUUGGUGAGCUCAUCCGACAAUGUUUCUUCGUUCUUCGCGUUAUUCCAUCCUCUUUCUUCAACUUAGAUUAGCUGAGAUAUCCGAUAUAACCGGAAAAGAUACGUCCUGCUAACAAUCGAUAUGGUAGUCGGCAACACGAUCGGAUUGGAAGAGAUCGUUUUGUUCGUUCGAUGCCGACGUGUCUAAUACGCAUACUCUGUUACACACAAUACAUACACUGUACAUACGCAGAUCUUCACCACGGUGUAACCAGUGCGAGUCCAACGCUUUUUACGCAA
Molecule: messenger RNA, 1910 nt
Organism: Osmia lignaria (orchard mason bee)
Lineage: Eukaryota; Metazoa; Arthropoda; Insecta; Hymenoptera; Megachilidae
Product: RAS oncogene family member RabX5
Molecular function (GO): GTP binding; GTPase activity
Source: RefSeq, a predicted model, not a curated record